AUGACCGAAGCCAAACCACACACCCCAGAGCGUGUCCGUGUUGCCAUCUGUGGAGGCGGCAUUGGCGGUCUUACCAUGGCUGCUGUCCUUCGCCGGCUCGAUAUAUCCUACGUCGUACUGGAGCGAUAUGCACAGAUUACUCCCCAAGGAGCUGGAAUAUCACUUGCCCCCAACUGUUUGCGGGCUUUAGAUCAGCUCGGCAUUUUUGAGAAGCUGGCUAAGCAUUCGCAGGCGCUGCGUGAAGUCCACAUUUAUAAGAACAACGAGUUCUGGGGUUCCCAGAAAUUCGGAAUGACCAACGAAGCAUUUGGAUAUUAUGUGCAUAAAAUUGAGAGACACCAGUUUCACCACCUGUUGCUGGAGGCAGCAGGCGGUACUGAUGUCGUUCGAUUAGGCUUCAACGUGAAUGAUGUUGUCGAUGAGGAAGACGCUCCUUAUGCUAUUGUCAGAGCUGAGGAUGGCCGAGAAGUUCACGCCGACAUCAUUGUUGGCGCUGACGGAAUUCGCAGCUAUACUCGUCGAGUACUGGCCGAGAAGAGCGGAAUGAAGGCAACAAACAACAUCCGCUUCACUGGAAGAGUCCAUAUGUCCGGAUACACAAAUCCCUUGACACACUUAACUACUAAGGAUGAGGGCGUUGCCCACUGGAUGUUGUAUGACGACGCCAUUCUCACUACCUGGCCAUGCAAGGACAACAGACAGUGGUUUAUCGGUGUUGCGGCGGCAAAGCUGAAGCCAGGCGAGCAGCCUGAUCGAUCAGUGUGGAAGGGCGCCACUAAGGACACAAUCAACGAGGUCUACGGUGAACGGUUCCAUCCAUUUGGUGAGGAAUCUAAAAUGAAGUCGAUUGUCGAUGCUUCUGAGCGCGUUAUUGCCAGCAACGUGUUCAUGGAGCUUGACGUCCCACACAUGGUGAAGGGGAGGAUCAUGCUUGUUGGUGAUGCGGCCCAUUCCAUGACAUCAUUUUUUGGCCAGGGUGGAUGUCAAGCCAUCGAGGACGCCGUAGAGCUCGGUAACGCCUUGUACGAGCAUUUCCAUCUUGAUGACCCCACUGCCUUCAACAGAUAUUCCGAGAUCCGUCAGAAGAGAGCAAGGGACCUUGUCCAGUUCUCUGAUAACUUUGCAAAGGUCCAUACAGCCCGACUUCCAUAUGGGCUUGGACCUUUGGUGAGAAAAAUUCUUUACAAAUAUGUUCCCACCAGUAUAUGGGUAUGGUAUUUCGGCUGGCUCUUUAACUACCAGCCAGUCAUCAAGUACCCGCUGUUAGAUCUUCCUGCUGGUCGGGCAACUUCCGCCUAA
Molecule: messenger RNA, 1299 nt
Organism: Trichophyton rubrum CBS 118892
Lineage: Eukaryota; Fungi; Ascomycota; Eurotiomycetes; Onygenales; Arthrodermataceae
Exons: 6
Coding region: 1-1299 (432 amino acids)
Molecular function (GO): monooxygenase activity; FAD binding
Source: RefSeq, a predicted model, not a curated record